Messenger RNA from Microtus ochrogaster (prairie vole), 1011 nucleotides. It is a transcript of the gene Srr, whose product is annotated as serine racemase. The record is from RefSeq and is a predicted model, not a curated record. Gene Ontology annotation, biological process: D-serine biosynthetic process. Gene Ontology annotation, cellular component: cytoplasm. Gene Ontology annotation, molecular function: ATP binding; threonine racemase activity; L-serine ammonia-lyase activity. NCBI's taxonomy places the organism in Eukaryota, Metazoa, Chordata, Mammalia, Rodentia, Cricetidae.
AUUCGAGAUUCUGUCCACCUUACGCCAGUACUAACAAGCUCCAUUUUGAACCAAAUAGCAGGACGCAGUCUUUUCUUCAAAUGUGAACUCUUCCAGAAAACUGGGUCUUUUAAGAUCCGUGGUGCCCUUAAUGCCAUCAGAGGCUUAAUUCCUGACCCUCUGGAGGGGAAACCCAAAGCCGUUGUUACUCACAGCAGUGGGAACCAUGGCCAGGCUCUCACCUAUGCUGCCAAACUGGAAGGGAUUCCUGCUUACAUUGUGGUGCCUCAGACGGCUCCCAACUGCAAGAAACUGGCAAUACAAGCCUAUGGGGCCUCUAUAGUAUAUAGUGAACAGAGUGAUGAGUCUAGAGAAAAGGUCACUCAAAGGAUUAUGCAAGAAACAGAAGGCAUCUUGGUCCAUCCCAACCAGGAGCCUGCAGUGAUAGCUGGACAAGGGACAAUUGCCCUGGAAGUCCUGAACCAGGUUCCUUUGGUGGAUGCACUGGUGGUACCAGUAGGGGGAGGAGGAAUGGUUGCUGGAAUAGCCAUUACAAUUAAGGCCCUGAAACCUAGCGUGAAGGUCUAUGCUGCCGAACCCUUGAAUGCAGAUGACUGCUACCAGUCCAAACUGAAAGGAGAACUGACUCCCAAUCUUCACCCUCCAGAAACCAUAGCAGAUGGUGUCAAAUCAAGCAUUGGCUUAAAUACUUGGCCUAUUAUAAGGGACCUUGUGGAUGAUGUCUUCACUGUCACAGAAGACGAAAUCAAGCAUGCAACCCAACUGGUGUGGGAGAGAAUGAAACUGCUCAUUGAGCCUACUGCUGGUGUUGGAUUGGCUGCAGUGCUAUCCCAGCAUUUCCAAACAGUCUCUCCAGAAGUGAAGAACAUCUGUAUUGUACUCAGUGGUGGGAAUGUAGACCUAACCUCCCUAAACUGGGUGAAGCAGGCUGAAAGUCCUUACCAGACUAUUUCCGUUUAAAUUCAUGAAUUGUCUCUAGAUGAAAAUUGUUUUCAAAAUUCUAAUGGAGAA